This is a messenger RNA of Hippopotamus amphibius kiboko, 2702 nucleotides long. RefSeq names its product prolyl-tRNA synthetase associated domain-containing protein 1. The transcript has 2 exons. Lineage: Eukaryota; Metazoa; Chordata; Mammalia; Artiodactyla; Hippopotamidae. The record is from RefSeq and is a predicted model, not a curated record. Bases 54 to 569 code for a protein of 171 amino acids. Gene Ontology annotation, molecular function: aminoacyl-tRNA deacylase activity.
CAGCUCCUGGGCUGGUCUGCGGCCGCCGCCGUAGCUCCUGCCGCGAGGGCAGAAUGGCGGGCGCGGAGUUGCGGGCAGCGCUGGAGCAGCAGCUCAGCGCCCUGGCCAUCCGCACGGAGGUCGUGGAGCACCCGGAGGUGUUUACGGUUGAAGAAAUGAUGCCUCAUAUCCAACAUUUGAAAGGAGCACACAGUAAGAACUUAUUUCUUAAAGACAAAAAGAAAAAAGGCUAUUGGCUGGUGACCGUUCUUCAUGACAGACAAAUUAAUUUAAAUGAUCUUGCCAAGCAGUUAGGUGUUGGGAGUGGAAAUCUGCGGUUUGCUGGUGAAACAGCCAUGCUGGAAAAACUGAAAGUUGGCCAAGGCUGUGCCACACCAUUGGCACUCUUCUGUGAUGAUGGAGAUGUGAAAUUUGUUCUGGAUUCUGCUUUUUUGGAAGGUGGACAUGAAAAGGUGUACUUUCAUCCAAUGACCAAUGCUGCAACCAUGGGAUUGAGCCCUGAAGACUUUCUCACAUUUGUGAAGAAGACAGGACAUGAUCCCAUAAUACUAAAUUUUGAUAAAAACUAAUUGGGCUAAUGUUUGUAGAAUACAUUUAUUUCUGAAAGCUGUUUUCCUUACCUGUAAUUAUAAAAAGCAUUAAAAGUGGUAAGAUAUAUAUAGCACCUUGGUUUGGUGACUACCUAAACUAUUUGAGGAGGAAUAUUUCAUCUUAAAGGAGCUGUUUUUAAAAAAGAUAUACUGAGGUAGUUUUAGCUCAGAGAUUCCACCUUCCCCAUCCCCCAUGACAAUUACUUGUUACAGGAAUGCCUUCAAUAAUUGAGAAUAAAUUAACAUUGGGAGUUCCCAGGUGACCUAGUGGUUAGGAUUCCAGGCUUUCACUGCCAUGGCCCAGGGUCAAUCCCUGGUCAGGGGAACUGAGAUCCUGUAAGCCAUGUGGCAGCCAAAUCAAUUAAUUAAUUUUUUAAUUAACAUCAAAACUAAGAUUAGUUAACUACCUAAGAUUAACUAUCUUACAUCUUCUGUAAGGUGUUUACUGUACUUGAAAAAAGCAAGUUGCAGAAAAACAGCAUAUAUAACAUUAUACAUAUGGUAGUGUACAUAAAGAGAAAAAAAGGAAUAUGGGACUAUAUUAAAUUGUUAAUAGUGGUUAUCUUUGGGGAAUGAGGAUUAGGAAUAAGAAUUUUCCCAGCAAUAUAAUUAAACAUGGGGGCAAGGGCAAAACCUUCCUAUUACUGGCUGUUUGUUUUUAAAGCAAUGUUUUUUUUUUUAGUGAAAAGCUGAUUUUUAAAUAAAAUUCUAUCUUUAGAAAAUUUUAAUCUAGGAAAACACUCAAAGUAGGGAUGGAAAAUGUUAUGUCAUAAUCUUUCCACUGAUGAAAUUAUAUUUUAAAACUCAGGAGCAGAAUAUACAUAGGUCAUUAGAAGGAUUUGCUUAGUCUUUGUUGAGAGGUUAGAAAUGUGAACAUACCUGAACGAAUUUCUUCUGUCUUUAACAAUUUACUCAUCCCCUUUCAACUAUGGCAUCUGAAACGUUACUGUCAGUUGUCAUAUAGAAUCUAGUUCAAAAAUAGAGUGAGGAAAAUUGAUGUAUUUUUUCACCUCACUUGGAUUCAAACAAAACCCUAGUUGAGGGUCUGACUAGACCAGGCUACAAAAUAGCUUAGAGGUCUUAGGAAAAUUCUCGUUUCCUCUACUACUUCUUUCCUCUACUACAAUCAAAUGGGAUAUUUGAGAAAUAACCAUAUUUUGCUAUGGUUGAACACUCAAAAAAAUUAUUUGCUUUUGGUAGAGAAAUUGUACUUAAUUUGUACCAAUUUGCAUUACUGAAAGGCAAAAGUAAAAACUUGUCAUUUCUGGAUAUAUGUGGUUAGAAACUACAAGUCUAGUCAAGGCAGAAUUUUUAUAAGAUACAGAAUGGAUUUAAGAGAUGAGUUAGUAAGAAAUAUUUUCCAUAAAUGAUAACUUUAUUUCUGAGGUGCUAUGUUAGUUUUUGCCUAUUCUGUACCUUUAUCUCUAAGAAAGAGGAAACUUUAGGUUGCUUUGCAUAUAAAAUUAAGGUUUUUUUUUUUUAAUGAAUAGAAUCAAAGACACUGAGGACUGUAGACAACUGGUCUACCUGUCCUCCAUGAUGAAAACAGGCCCAGAAAGACUGACCUGCCCAAGGACAACAGGCAGGUUGCCAUCUCUAACAUUAUGCCUCCCAUAGUCUUUAUGUGAAAAUGAGACUGUUUUGUACAAUUUAUUAUUGUAUUUAAACCUAUUUUGAGGUUAAACCUAUUUGACAAAACUGAUAGACUCUCCUUUCUCCCAAACCUAUGUCUGAAAAUAGGUUUUUCUAGGGCAAAGGGAAAGGAAAGAAUAACACUUGGCUAAAUUAUAUGUUACAAUUGCUAACCACCGGUUAUAAAAAUCACCUCUUUGUUUUAUUUCUUUUUAUAUCAGUUUAACAAGUGAAUGUUAAACCAACUUAAUUUUUUUAGGAAACAAAAUUAAAAACUAAAAUGAAAAAUAAUGAAUUUUUUAAAAAAAGAUGAAUCGGCCAAAUGAUAUCUGUUUUGUAAUGAACUGGAUUUUUUGUUACGGACUGUGGCUUAUAUUAGGUAUAACCAAGUAAUAAACAUUUUGCCAUUCAACUCCACAUUUCUCAGUAGCAUUACUUUUAAAGGAAAUGUUACAGCUUUUAUAUUAUUUGAUUUGGUAU